AUGGCUGACAUUAACGUCGAUGUUUUGGUCAUCGGCGCUGGCCCGACCGGUCUUGGUGCUGCGAAGCGCUUGAAUCAGAUUAACGGUCCUUCAUGGUUGCUUGUCGACUCGGCCGAGAAGGCCGGUGGUCUUGCCGGCACUGACACUACCCCCGAGGGCUUCCUCUACGAUGUCGGUGGCCACGUCAUCUUUUCCCACUACAAGUACUUCGACGACUGCAUCGAGGAGGCACUCCCCAAGGAGGAUGACUGGUUCACGCACCAGCGCAUCUCCUACGUUCGCUACAAGGGCCUCUGGGUUCCCUACCCCUUCCAGAACAACAUCUCCAUGUUGCCUAAGGAGGACCAGGUCAGGUGCAUGAACGGCCUCAUCGACGCCGCCCUUGAGUGCCGUGUCGCCAACACCAAGCCCAAGGACUUUGAUGAAUGGAUCCUUCGCAACUGCGGUGAGGGUGUCGCUGACAUCUUCAUGCGUCCCUACAACUACAAGGUCUGGGCUGUCCCCACGACAAAGAUGCAAUGCCAGUGGCUCGGCGAGCGUGUGGCCGCCCCCAACCUGAAGCUCGUCACCGAGAACGUCGUUCUGAACAAGGUCGCUGGAAACUGGGGCCCCAACGCUACCUUCAAGUUUCCUGCCCGCGACGGAACCGGUGGUAUUUGGAUUGCCGUUGCCAACACCCUCCCCAAGGAGAAGACGCGUUACGGCCAGAAGGGUACUGUUGAGAAGGUUGAUGCCGACAAGAAGAUUGUUACUCUCGCCGACGGCACCACCGUCCAGUACGGCAAGCUCGUCUCGACAAUGAAUGUUGACCAGCUUGUUGAGCGCAUGGGCAACCAGGAGCUUGUCAGCCUGUCCAAGGGCUUGUUCUACUCGUCGACCCACGUCAUCGGAGUUGGCAUCCGUGGUGAGCGCCCCGAGCGUAUCGGCGACAAGUGCUGGCUGUACUUCCCCGAGGACAACUGCCCCUUCUACCGCGCCACCAUCUUCUCCAACUACUCUCCCUACAACCAGCCCGAGGCUGGCAAGAAACUGCCCACGCUGUACCUGGCCAACGGCCAGAAGGCCGAGUCGACCGAGGCCAAGGAGGGACCUUACUGGUCCAUCAUGCUCGAGGUCUCCGAGUCCUCCAUGAAGCCCGUUGAGCAGGAGAAGAUCCUCGAGCAGUGCAUCCAGGGUCUCAUCAACACUGAGAUGAUCAAGCCCGAGGACGAGAUCGUCUCCACCUACCACCGCCGUUUCAACCAUGGCUACCCAACUCCCUCGCUCGAGAGAGAGGGUGUCCUUAAGGAUCUCUUGCCCAAGCUUCUUGACCAGGGCAUCUACUCUCGCGGCCGUUUCGGCAGCUGGAGAUACGAGGUCGGCAACCAGGACCACUCGUUCAUGCUCGGUGUCGAGGCUGUCGACAACAUUGUCAACGGCGCCGUCGAGCUUACCCUCAACUACCCCGACUUCGUCAACAGCCGCAAGAAUGAGGAGCGCCGCCUGGCACAGUCGUUCGCCUUUGGCGCCCUGCCCUCGCACAGCAAGUAA
Colletotrichum graminicola M1.001 is the source of this 1530-nucleotide messenger RNA. RefSeq names its product UDP-galactopyranose mutase. The record is from RefSeq and is a predicted model, not a curated record. Gene Ontology annotation, molecular function: oxidoreductase activity. The transcript is spliced from 5 exons. Bases 1 to 1530 code for a protein of 509 amino acids. Lineage: Eukaryota; Fungi; Ascomycota; Sordariomycetes; Glomerellales; Glomerellaceae.